Messenger RNA from Phoenix dactylifera (date palm), 375 nucleotides. Lineage: Eukaryota; Viridiplantae; Streptophyta; Magnoliopsida; Arecales; Arecaceae. The record is from RefSeq and is a predicted model, not a curated record.
AUGAAGGAAACCAAGGCGGAGAGGAGCGGAGAAGGGAAAGGAAGCCGGAAGGGCGGAGGCGGCCGGAAGGGCGGAGGCCCAAAGAAGAAGCCGGUAUCACGGUCGGUCAAGGCCGGCCUCCAGUUCCCGGUCGGCCGGAUCGGUCGUUACCUCAAGAAAGGCCGCUACUCCCAGCGCGUCGGCACCAGCGCGCCCGUCUACCUCGCCGCCGUCCUCGAGUACCUCGCCACCGUCCUCGAGUACCUCGCCGCCGAGGUUCUGGAGUUGGCCGGGAACGCGGCGCGGGACAACAAAAGAACCCAAAGCCGGAGAAGAGGGGACAGGCGGAGAAGAGAAACCCAAAGCCGAGAAGAGAAACCCAAAGCCGGCACCUGA